This is a messenger RNA of Didymodactylos carnosus, 2953 nucleotides long. The record is from the annotation of a GenBank genome assembly. Lineage: Eukaryota; Metazoa; Rotifera; Eurotatoria; Philodinida; Philodinidae.
AUGAUUACUAAAAUUGAAGACAAGCAAUUAAAUGAAUCAUCAGACAGUUCUGUUGAUGAAGAUGAAGAACAACAACAAAAAUUACAAAAACCAAAUAUAUAUAAUAAAUAUUUACCAUUUUAUGAGGAAAUUAAAAAGCAAGGUUUUGAUUCAUUCAAUGAAAUAUGUGAAAAUCUUAGUAAAAUUAUUCAAUUGAGAGAACUGAGACCGGGUUUCUCACUUUGGUCGUCAAAAUUACAACGAUUUAUCAAUUUAUAUGGCUAUUAUUUUUCCAAAGAAGAACAUCUUCGAUUCAUCAAUUUUUAUUUGUCAAUAUUAUCAAUUAAAGAUUUGGACUAUUCACACGUUAAAACAUGUUUUGAUAUGUUGAAAGAGCUGUUGAGAAAAACUCGUUUAAUUACUCGCGAUGAUCUAACAAUUGAUUGGAAUCAAUUGUAUUAUUGGACAAAACGAAUUUUGCAUAAUCAUGACGUAUCUUAUGCUCUUGUUGCCAUGCCAGAUGAUAUUGUAGAUUCUUUAUAUUAUUGUGUUCAUGGUUGUCGUCCAUAUUUAUCUCCAGCAUCCACACAAGAAAUACUUGAUCAAUUUCGACCACAUCUAUGUCCAUUUGAUUCAGCAUUUUUCGAUGCUAUUAGAAUAUUUGAAUUAUUUUUACCUGUACAUUUACCUCCACAAUUACAUGACAAAGGAUUUAAAUUAUGGCUUCCCGAAUUUCUUGGAAUUUGGGAGAGUGUACAUAGUAAUCCAGAAUGGGAAGGAAAUUUAGUGAAUUUGUUUUCAAUAGUAGCAUGGUAUAAUAUCGGAUAUAUCGAUUGGCAGCCUUGGAUUCCAAAAAUCUUCACGCGUAUACUGCAAAGUAUGGGUUUACCAGUUGGUAGUACAAAAAUAAAUGUAACUUUAGCUCCAAGCAAUUAUAAUACGAUAAGUGUGACGACGUGGAUUGUUGCCAUGCUGGGAAAUGGAAGUUCAUGUUUACAAUAUUUAAAAGAUUUAUUCACUGCCAUUAAAACGUUUUAUCAUCCAUCUAAUACCGGAAAAUUUCAAGAUGAUUUGGUUGACUUUAUAUCAAACUUAGCUCAAGUAUUCGUCGAUCGUGUUCAUUUAGAACAUAAAGUACAUCCGGUAUGGUGUUUCAUGCCACCACCAGCGUAUCGUUUAACUGAACAAGAUAUAACAGAUUUCGUUAAUUGUAUGAAAGAAACGGUGUUCAUUACUAUAUUUUUAAAAUCACAUGAAAAAGAAGCAGCAAAAGCAUGUCAGUAUUUGUCAAUGUUGAGGCCAGAGUUAAUUGUUCCACCUGUAGUAGAAAAACUAUUUUCAAGUGUUGACAGUAUGACAGAACCUCAUCGUUUCACGUCGUUAAUGAAUUGUUUAGUUUGUAUAGCAAGGCAAAUUGUUCGUCAAACUCCUAAUUUCACCGAAGGACAAACCUAUGUUAUUCCUCUGUUAAUGGCAGUUUUACCGGGCAUCGAUCCAAAUGAUUUUAAAAAAACAGCUGUCACAUUUCGAUUUUUAAAUUCCAUAUUGAUGUUGGUAACUUGUGUUGAUUGUUCAUCAGCCAUACACACAAGAACAGAUUUAACUCCGAUUGAAAAGGAAGUUUGUCUAUCCACAGCAAAAUUUGAAGAUUUCAUUACAGAAUUUUUAAAUCGUACAUUUCAAAUCAUUGAUACUUUAUCAACAGAAAUGUCAGACGCUGUUACUGUUGUAAUAAAAUCAAAUAUGGAAGAUCAUAUCACUGAGUCAGCACUAACAUCCAUGAUGUUUGGCAUAGUUCAACAAUGUAGUCAAAAGAUAUUUCAAUUUGCUCUACAUAAAGUAAUGAAUUUCAUUGCUGGCAGUUUUUAUACACCAAAAGUUGGUAAGCUGGUCACCGGUCUUGUACGUGCAUUAUUAAGAGGGAAUGCAUUUGAAACAUUAAAACAUAUAUUACCACAAACGUGUGAACGAAUUACACAAAUAAUGAAUAAUAUUGAAACAACAAUUCUCACUGAUCAUAAAGGUGAUACCGAAUUAACAUGGUGUCUAAUCUUAUUUUCUGAGUUAUUACGUGCCAGAGGUGAUGCAUUGAUGAAAUAUAAACAAAUGAUUAUGCAAAUAUUUUAUCGUUGUAUAUGUAUUAUUCACAAAGAUAGUUAUGAGGCGAUAGCAAAUGCUGCAAGAAAUUUAUUAAAAUCAUUGACAUAUAUGUAUUCGAUUGAUUAUCGUUUAACAGUGGAGAAUAUCGAUGAACCAUUUACACAUUUUUUACCAAUUAGAGCAUGGGGAGAACAUGUUCAAUUUGAUAAUCUACAAGUCCAGUUUCACAUACCAAAUGCAGAGGAAGUUGAUUUUGCAUGUGAAUUUAUAAAAAUCUAUUUAUAUCCUGAAUUGAAUUUAUUAACCGAAAAAGGCAUUAAAUUGUCGAAUGAUGAACGUCUAAGAUCAUUGACCAUUGUACAAUCUAUUGCAAUCGGUUGUCUUGCAAUGAUACCACGUAUUAAUAGCAAAGAAGUGGAAGAUCUUGUUCCAUCAGUUGCUCCAUAUGGAUCAAAAUUUUAUGUACGAUAUUCAGUUUAUGCUAAACAACCAGAAUUUGAUGAAAAUUUGAGGUUACGUCUGUUGACAGAUAUUGGAAAACUAAUUGAUGCCUUAGCCGAAAAUCAUUCAGAUGAUGCAUCGUCAUUAAAAACUGCACUAAAGGUAUAAAUUACAAAGGAUAUGAUGAUGCAUCGUAUUUUAUUAAUCGUUAUUUAUUCAACUCCUGAGAAGUGUUACGUGACAAAACUAACUCCAAAAGAGCUGAGUGAAUUAAAAACUCAGACUUUUUAAGGUUUUUAAACUAUGCUCUUUCAUUUGGCUCUGAUUUAAUGUCUUUUAAAAUGCAUGAACGUCGGAUUUCUAAAAAAUCAUGGCUUUAGGCAUACCUGGAUACAGAAAAACUUUUCCCUAGGAAAAUGCUGUUCCUUUAAAA